This is a messenger RNA of Geodia barretti, 840 nucleotides long. NCBI's taxonomy places the organism in Eukaryota, Metazoa, Porifera, Demospongiae, Tetractinellida, Geodiidae. The record is from the annotation of a GenBank genome assembly.
AUGUCUGGCUGUAACAACACCUCGGAAGCGGCGCCGCCGGCACCGACGAUUCAGCAGUACAGACGUUACAUUUUCGUCUGUUGUGUUGUGGUAGUCAUCACCGGGUUUUUCUACUACCAGCAACUUGCGUCUAGAGGCUGCAAGACCGCUCCAAUUGUUCCGCAAACCGCGAGGCCCGUUGAGCUACCUCCUGAUGCGCUUACCUCCCUGAACUUUUCUUCCUAUAAAAUUUCCUCCUUACCUUCGGACAAGGUCAUCAUACGUGCUGUAUACCUGGACCCUCGGCCUAGGAAUGGCUUCAACAAUGCCUCCGUGUUUUUGGUUGAGAUUCACAAGGAGCUGGCAAAGAAAGGAAGUGGAAUAGUAGCCUGUGGUACCAGUAAGGCAGUAAGUAUGGUGCUUGAGAUCCGUGUGGCCGGCAACAUGAACUGGAUCCACAGACAUCAUACUGAGAUAAACCAUGACGUGGCCAUGAUUGACUGCUUUGGACUGCCAGCCAACAUUUCCUCUGGUGCACGUGUCUUCCUAUGGUACCACAUCAAGGAUGGUGGAGACUUGUAUCGUGUGGAGUCAGAACAAACAUACUUUGUCCCGCUAGAAAAGGAAGCAGGAGACCAGGACAAGCUAAAGACUGUGGUAUGCAUAGCUGUCCUCUAUAGCAACCCAACCUACAUAAGAGAAUUCUUCCGCUACUACAAACACCUUGGUGUAGACCACAUCUACAUAUUGGCAGAGGACAGCUUUGUACAGAGUGGCAUCCUUGAAACUGACGAGUUUGUUGAAGAGGCACUUAGGGAUGGAUUCAUCUCGUAUUCAAUGUGGCACAACUGGCUAAGUUGA